Molecule: messenger RNA, 997 nt
Organism: Phoenix dactylifera (date palm)
Lineage: Eukaryota; Viridiplantae; Streptophyta; Magnoliopsida; Arecales; Arecaceae
Product: protein Dr1 homolog
Molecular function (GO): protein heterodimerization activity
Source: RefSeq, a predicted model, not a curated record
UACGUAAUGAAGAAGGUCUCUUACGUUGGUCUCCGAAAGGAUUUCCAUGAGAAGGCCAGGUGUCCCAAGGCCAGUUUCGUAAUUACGAUGCAGAUCCCCUUCGCUCUCCUCUCGUUUCCUCUCUCCCCCCUCGAUUUUUGAGGGAUUUUCUGCAUCUAAAUUCGCCUCGGAUCGUUGGAAUUCGCCGUCGUUUCAUCGAUCGGAUUCUUAGAUCUUGUUCUUUAUCGUUUCCUUCUUCUCCCUUUCUGUUUUCCCCCAAUUUGUUCGCCCCGACGGUUCUUGAAUUGACCGGAGAUUGUUGAGAGGCGAAGAGUUACGGGAUUUUGCUCUUCUUUUGGCUUUAAUUGGGACAUGGAGCCGAUGGACAUCGUCGGGAAAUCAAAGGAGGACGUCUCCCUUCCAAAAGCAACUAUGUUCAAGAUUAUUAAGGAAAUGUUGCCGCCUGAUGUCCGUGUUGCUAGAGAUGCUCAAGAUCUUCUUGUUGAAUGCUGUGUUGAGUUCAUCAACCUUGUUUCUUCAGAGUCGAAUGAAGUAUGUAGUCGGGAGGAAAAGAGAACAAUUGCACCUGAGCAUGUUCUUAAGGCUUUGGAGGUUCUCGGUUUUGGGGAGUACGUAGAAGAGGUUUAUGCUGCGUAUAAACAACAUAAGCUCGAUACUCUGGACUCGCCAAAAGGUGGUAAGAGCAGUUUGGAGAUGACGGAGGAGGAAGCACUGGCAGAGCAGCAGAGGAUGUUUGCUGAGGCCCGAGCAAGAAUGAACAAUGGAAUGGCUCUACAGAAGCAAUCAGACUCUGAUCACGGUUUAAAUAGCUAAUGUGGAAGCCUGAGAUUAUAUGAUUGUGCAGACAUUCUUGGAUAGACCUUGCACUAUCUUCAGGCCACGGAGUCUUGCAGAAUUGUUCUGUGUAUCUAGUUUGAAUUAUGUCAAUGGUAUCAAUUUGUAUCAGUACCUUUGGUUAAAACCAAAAUAUAGCUAAUUUCUUUUUGUUGCCAAAUCA